This is a messenger RNA of Pygocentrus nattereri (red-bellied piranha), 1433 nucleotides long. Its product is annotated as zinc finger protein 239-like. Bases 142 to 1047 code for a protein of 301 amino acids. Lineage: Eukaryota; Metazoa; Chordata; Actinopteri; Characiformes; Serrasalmidae. The record is from RefSeq and is a predicted model, not a curated record. Gene Ontology annotation, biological process: regulation of transcription by RNA polymerase II. Gene Ontology annotation, molecular function: DNA-binding transcription factor activity; RNA polymerase II cis-regulatory region sequence-specific DNA binding. The transcript has 3 exons.
AAGCGGAGAAGCAGAAGGUGGUGUUGUGGUCAGUAGACCACGCCUCCGUGCUCAUAUACUGAGGAAUACAGAGGAUCAGAAACAAGAGCUGAACUAUUGAAGAUUUUCCAGUUCAGCCUGAAUGAAUGCUAACAGAAUGAAAUGAAUGAUGUCCUUAUAUGUGCUUCCGUAAACACAUCAGGACAUUCCACCAAGAGGAAUGUUAAGCUGGCGAAACAGGUGAUAUAUAUGAAUAUGGAGUCCAGAGGAUGUUUCAGUACUCAGCAAACGUCAUCUGGUACCCUCCACAUGAACACAUCUCAUAGGCAAACACAGAAACGCAGCAAGGAGAAAACUCACUAUUGCUUAGAGUGUGGAAAGAGUUUUAUUCAACAGUCUCAUCUUAAAAUACACCAGCGCUUUCACACUGGAGAAAGGCCUUAUCACUGCUCAGUUUGUGGAAAGAAUUUUACCGUACAGAGUCAUCUCCAACAACACCACCGCAUUCACACAGGAGAGAAGCCGUAUCAGUGCUCAGAGUGUGGGAAGAGUUUUAAUCGUCAGAGUCAUCUCCAAGAACACCAGCGUAUUCACGCAGGGGAGAAGCCGUAUCAGUGCUUCGAGUGUGGGAAGAGUUUUAAUCGUCAGAGUCAUCUCCAAGAACACCAGCGCAUUCACACAGGAGAGAAGCCAUAUCAGUGCUCAGAGUGUGGGAAGAGUUUUAGUCAUCAGAGUUCUCUCCAACAACACCAACGCAUUCACACAGGAGAGAAGCCGUAUCACUGCUCAGAGUGUGGGAAGAGUUUUAAUCAACAGGGUCAUCUCCAGGAACACCAGCGCAUUCACACAGGAGAGAAGCCGUAUUACUGCUCAGAGUGUGGGAAGAGUUUUAAUCGACAAAGUAGUUUUCAAGAACACCAGCGCAUUCACACAGGAGAGAAGCCAUAUUACUGCUCAGAGUGUGGGAAGAGUUUCAGGCAUUCAAAAACUAUGACAAAACACAAGUGCACUAAGAGCAUGGUGGAACAGGGCAGUAAUGAGUGUAACCUUAACACAUUCCAGGAGUAAAAGACUCCAGGGAGUGGUGCUUCUGGCGCAGAUUUCAAAUUGUUCUUAGGGGACAACCACAUGUCUACCCUAUUUCUAAAACAAGGAUAAAAUAAAGUAUUAUAGUGUCCUCCACAGGUUCUGUCUUUCAAAGGAAGUUCAAGGGGCGUGGUAUGGAAUGUAACACCCGCACAUGCCCCUCCUCUUGUUGAAAAAAAGGAUAUUUUGCUGUUAUUAAUGUUGUUUGUUAGUUGAUGAUGUGUGUGUAUAUAUGUUUUGACUCUGUUUUAUUAUGUUCUGUUGUGGGUUAGUUAGUGUGAUUCAGUGUUCACUAUCAAGUCAGGUCAGAGUUUAUUUAUAUAGCGCUCUUUACAACAGGUGUUGUGCAGCUUUAGAGAAAAUCCAGG